CACCAUUCGAUUCACUUUGCGACGCUGAUCCCAAAUAUGAUAUUUUUAUUGCGUAGAAGUUGAGUUCGGAUGAAUAAAAUUGAGAAUUACGGGCAAAAUUCCGAUUUUUUUGCUCCUGAUUUAGAAAAAAACGACGAAAUUUUUUUCUUGUACAUACAUAUCGAAGUACUUGAGUGGCAACAGAUGCAGGAUUUUGUUUCGAGAAUGAUUCUUAAUCGUAUGGCAUUAAACACAGAUCGAAACCAUGUGUACUAUAAUGAAAUACACAUAUUAACAUUUGUUAUUUCAAAUGUGUUUUUUUUAUGUAUAUAAACCAUCUACUCACUGGAAGAAUGCUGACUGAAAAAAACAAUGAAACCAAUUUUCUUCGCAUUCUUUCUUAGUACAUGUAUCAGUGAAAUAUAUUGUCGCUAUGAUGGCAAACAUCAUCACAGUAAUCCGAAAUCUAAGAAUCCAACAUCACCGCCAUCUUCCCCGCUUAUAAGUGGUUCAUCCAGCAAUUGGACAUUUGAUUUUGUUCGAGGAAACGUUGGUGUUUUGAACGUUCCAAACAGUCGAAUUGUUAAGGCAAAUCAUCAAACAUUUCCAGUAUUAGAUGGUCGUAAUUUGGUUGUGGUAUAUGAAUAUUAUGAUCCAUGCCAACUAAUUGUACUACAUUCGCAUCCAUUUGGUGAUGAAUUCUUUUAUGCUGUGAAGGGUGAAAGAAUGAGAGUAGCAUUUGUUGAUGUUACAAGUGGAAAAUUGAUCGUAAGUGAGAUUCGAGAAGGUCAAGCUACACUCAUUCCACGUGGUUCUAUUCAUUAUCAACAAAAUUUAGACUGUAAACCGGCCGUGAUUCUAUCGUCGUUCAAUAGUGGGAAUCCGGGUGCGAUACUGACAUUUCAAAGUUCAUUUUCAAAUAUACCCUAUGAUGUAAUCAAAGAAAGUUUAGGAGGAGGGAAAAUGGUGAAUGAAGAAUUAAUUGAACACAUCAAAGCAAAAGUACCGAAUGCAAUAGCAGUAGUAAACGCUGAAUGUAGAAAACGUUGCGGACUCGAUAAACCAAUGGACCAUAAAAGAUAUGAGUAA
Messenger RNA from Didymodactylos carnosus, 1068 nucleotides. Lineage: Eukaryota; Metazoa; Rotifera; Eurotatoria; Philodinida; Philodinidae. The record is from the annotation of a GenBank genome assembly.